CGUAUGCUCGAAAUUCACGAGAUUCAAGCAUCCAACGAAAAUAUUCAAUCAGGUUUGAGUUUGACUUCGAUCAAGUGAAAGUAGUUAAAUAAGAAGAGAUUAAAUAGUUUUCUGCAAUUUAUUAAAUUAUAUAAUUUAUUAAUUUUACUGCUUGAAGUCCCAAGCUGAUCGAGCAAAAGUUAUCGUUGCCAAAACGAGUCGCUGUUUUUCAUUAAAUCUGAUGCAACAAUACGUCGCACGAUCAAGAUUGAAAUCUACAUGCGAACAUUUUCACUGUGUUUGUUGACAUUUGUUGGAGUCGUCAAUGGAUAGUGUUUUAAGUUUCUGACAGAUGUUUAUAAAUAUUCAACAACAGAGAGAACGAAAUCUCGGAAAAACGAAGAAUUUAAAGAUAUACAAUCGUUAAUUCUAACAACGGACAAACAUGUCUUUACCAAACUCGAAUGCGAAGCCGAAUCUUUCGCAAAAAACAAGAGAGGAAAUCAAAGCGGAACGCGAAGCAAAGAAGGCUGCUAAAACUGCUGCUAAGGCAGCAAAGAUUAAUAAGGUAGACAAUGCCAAAAAUGUAGCACCAGUCAAUUGUAAGAUCUCAACGAAAAAUGCAAGAACAGAUGUAGCAGCAGAAAAAGGUAAUAAGAUAGUAGAAACAGGAAAUAUUAAAAUUAAAUGUAAAUCUGCAGUACUAGACUGUGAAAUCUUAGAAAAAAAUACAAAAGCAAAUGUAGCAACAGAUGCAACAAUUUCACCGCCUACAGUCUUGAAGGAAAAUGUAAUUCAAUCUUCGAAUGUCCAAAACAAUGCAUCCGAAAGUAAAAAUGAAGGCAAGAGCAAGGCUGAGCUUCGUGCAGAACGAAGAGCUAAGCAAGAGGCUCAGAGAGCUGCCAAGCAGCAACAGUUAGUAAAGAAUAAUAUAAAAAGUGAGGAAUCUCUCAAACCACAUGUAGAAACUGUAUCCAGUGAAUGUCCAGUGAAAAAAAGUGUCAUGAACAAUACAAUGAGGGAAAAUGCGCAUACUGUUAAUUUAUUUAAACACUUAUAUCAAGAAAGGGAGCGUUCUUUAUUCAAUAUUGCCACAGUAAACUCAAAUAUACAUCCAGCGAUAGUUAGACUAGGUGUUCAGUAUGCUAAUAAAGUUAUCGUUGGUAGUAACGCGAGAUGUGUCGCGCUUUUAGCUGCUGUCAAACAGGUGAUCCAGGAUUUCGAAAAGCCAAUACAUGAAGAUUUCAUACGUGGUCUCGAGGCAAACUUGAAAGAAUCGCUGAAGUAUCUUUGCCAUUGUAGACCAUUGGGCGUCUCAAUGCAUAAUGCUAUGCGCCACCUCACGUGGCAGAUGACACAGUUUUCAUCUACAUUAUCGGACGAAAAAGCAAAAAGUAAGUUACAAGGAAUAAUAGAUACUUACAUCUCGGAACAAAUUCAGCUGGCUGACAAAGCGAUAUCUUUAACCAUACAGAGUAAAAUAUCGGAUGGAAAUGUUAUUUUAACAUAUGGCUAUUCAUCCUUAAUUCAUAAGAUAUUAGUGGAGGCACAUGCUGCAGGCAAGCAGUUUCGUGUGGUUGUGGUCGAUGGUAGACCGUGGCUAGAAGGAAAAGAACAGCUAAGACGUUUGGCGAAACAUGGGAUUGAGUGUUCAUAUAUACUAAUCAAUGCUCUCAGUUUCAUUAUGCCAGAAGUCAGUAAAGUUUUUCUAGGUGCCCAUGCGAUAUUAGCUAACGGAGCAGUAAUGUCAAGAGUAGGAACGGCACAGAUUGCUUUAAUGGCAAAAGCCUUUAAUGUUCCUGUUUUAGUAGCGUGCGAAACACACAAAUCAUCUGAACGAGUGCAGACCGACUCUAUUGUUCACAAUGAAUUAGGUAACGCAGAUGAUCUUGUGAAUCAUCAAUUAAAUGGUAGUUCGAAAAAGUCUUUACUCUCCAAUUGGCGAACGAGGAAAUCGUUAAAUCUUUUGAACAUUACUUACGACGUGACACCGGCCGAUCUUGUAACGGCUGUCGUCACAGAAUUGGCGAUUCUACCAUGCACUAGUGUUCCUGUGAUUUUACGAAUUAAACCUUCCGAAGUGUAAAUACGUACACAAACGAUCAUUAAUGUCUUCUAUCUGAAGAGAAGUUUAAGAGUUUCAAUUAUAAAUUACAUGUUGUUCUGAUAGAUAACUUCGAAGUAAUGAUUGUCGGAUUGAAUACUGACUUAUAUAUGAAUACCUAAUGCAAUCUAUUUGAAAUGCAAUUAACUCCAAACGGAAAAACAUUUAAUUAUUGUAUACAUUUAUUCGAAGAAAGAUGAAAACAAAUACAUGAUAUUCAA
Messenger RNA from Acromyrmex echinatior (Panamanian leafcutter ant), 2304 nucleotides. RefSeq names its product eukaryotic translation initiation factor 2B subunit delta (gene eIF2Bdelta). The record is from RefSeq and is a predicted model, not a curated record. NCBI's taxonomy places the organism in Eukaryota, Metazoa, Arthropoda, Insecta, Hymenoptera, Formicidae.